UUUUCAGUCACAUGGUGCUGCCCAACAGAGGGCUGCUGAUGGAGCCAGAUGAAAAAGACAGGAGGCGAGCCCCUCCGGUUGCGCGUCAGCAUCCCCUCAAAUAGGAAUCCGCUUCUGUCACUUCUGCCCUGCACACCGAGAGACGGACGACAGCAACCCCGAAACAACACCUGAAGGAGAAUUUUAUUUGGCAUGCAACGGGUUUGAUUUUCUUCGUUGUAUUUUUUUUUUUUCUUUUGUAAUGCCAAAGAAGAAGAGUAAAGGGAGGCUGUGAGGAGGCUGGAGCCUUGCAAAGAAUGAUAGUGAGGAUCAAGGCGCGCUGUCCCAGGAGAACUCAUCUGAAAAGCUGGCCGUGAGAGACCGGGAUGCUCCUCUAAGGCACCGGGGGCGAUUCAUCUUCUGUUGGAGGUCUUCGCACACACGCGCGCACGCUCCGACUCGAGCAUAGACAAGCGCGGGUGGAACGCACACUCAAAGGAAGACACACCCGCCUCCAUCCUAACUGAGGUUUUCCUUAGCAGACGGUCUGAGCGGAAGACUUUAAGCUUGAGUAAGGAAGUGAGCAAAACGGAGUGGGUGUCAUGGAAAGACAAGGGGGAUCUCAAGACAACCUUACCUACCAAAACCUGCUUCUACUUGGAGCCAUUGCAGCAGCGUCUGCUUUCGUGGUCACCAUCCUGAUCGUCCUUGUCUGCGUUGGCUGCCAGAGGAAAAGCAAGAGCAAGCACCCUCCGGCUGGGGAGAAAGGGACAUCUGUAAAUAUGCAGGGUACCCUUCGUCACCCAAAACUCAACUCCAUGAGUAAAUCUGACACCAGGCUCCAUGAGAUCAAUCGCUUUCCCUGCAAUGGAAACUCUGUUAGUAAGAGCCGUCCAGCUAGUAUGGACCUCCUGCUUCUCCACAGUCGCCGCUCCCAGACGGAUCUGAGGCCCUCCCACGGCCGACAGCUCCCCCAGAUCCCCACCAGUCCACAGAGAUCUGGCCAGGGGGGAGAAGGGGAAAUGGGAGGGGAAGGGGGAGGCGGAGGAGGAGGUGAAGCAAGAGAUCACACCUACACUGAGGCCACUUACACUGAGGUGGGCCUGCGCAAUAACCCCACCCCUACCCACUACCUGGAUGAUGGCCUAUAUGAAAGCGUAGGUGUCCGGGAAGGCCCAAAAGUACCCUCUGCCCCACCAACCACAUCAGCCAACACUCCAGCUAUAGCCAGGGCUCCUCAAAGCCCUUCUACUCAUGCCAGCGGAGCUCGGAGUGGAAACGGGCACGGAAACGGUGGCAGAGGGAAUGACACUAUUAAUGGACCAAUGACGGGAAGAGGUAAUGGAGCAAGUGGGGUCAGUAGGUCACCUCUCUCUUCUGUGAAUUCCCUGGCUGUUCAAGAUCCAUCUUUAGCCGAGUAUGCAUCUAUACGAAAGUUUAGAAAGGUUGAUAAGAUAAACAGGAAGGAAAACAACGGCGCCGACAGCCAGUCAGACAGCCAAUCGAGCGUGAGUGAUUCACCCUCUGCUGGUCCUCCUCCACUACAUCGCAGUCAAGAGUUUCCACGGAAACAACUGGAGCCAUUUCACCUUCACUCCUUCCCAAAGGAAGCAGUGUUCAUGGGCAAUGGGGAACAGUACAUCUGGAAGCCUCCAGAGGAGAACGACAUCAUCACCUUGCACCCACCUCCACAUCACCCACCUGGGGAGAAUGAACAGGGGCACCCAUCGCCUCCAACUGCAAAGGAGAUUGCAGACACCUACUCUAUCGUAUGUAAAACCCAGAAAAAGAAACCUCCUAUGGAACACAAUGGAGCCAAGACCCUCCCACGAUCCUUUGGUGGAGAUAGAGGAAACAUGGGUUCUCGGGGCCGAGGUAGGGGAGUCCAGAGCCAAGCACGUUCGCAGGAGGAACCCUGCUACGAGCCUGUAGGAGACAGGUCCUGGUCUUCCCCAGUGGCUGAGUCAGACCCUGCGUACGCGACUAUCGACCCACACCGGAAACGUGAGCAAGGGGGAACCAAUAACAGCACAGCUGGGGGUAGUGCCACUCUAAAGAGAAAGAAGCAGCAGCAGCAGCAGGCAGCACCAGCAGCACCUCAAGCCUCAGGACCAAGCACCCUUCCUGCUAGAGGCCUGCCUGGUGGGGAAAACUUCUAUGAGACCAUCAGUGAUGUGAAACAAGGGGGCAACAGCACUACCACCAUCUUUACUUUCAAUGAUGGCAUGGAGAUGUAUGUCACAGGCCUGUAGCUGGCUGACAGGCAAAAGGGCCCAGAACCCACUGGUAUAGAGUCUGGAGAUUUUCCUGUUUACAGGACAACAGGUUGCUGUACAUAGACACAAGGCCCUCUAUAGUAAAACAACAUGAGGAUCCAUUAUGUGUUGAAAUCAGGUACAAACAGGGUCUUUAUCCAGGUUCAGACUUCCCUUGAUUGGUCUGUACUUAAGAACCAGCCUAAGCCUAGUCCAGCCCAAAUAUGGACUAAAAUCAUUUGAAAAAACAAACAAACAAAUAAAACUGGGAUAGAGAUCUUCAGUCUGCUGUGUCACUCACCAUACUCACCUGUUUGUGCAACAUUUUCCAUAAUAUCUUUAUUUUUAUAUGAAAACUCUUUAAAGCGUAUGUGGUGUAACUCACAACCUCAGAAGAACACACUUAUAUAUAUAUAUAUAUAUAUAUAUAUAUAUAUAUAUAUACUCUGUCCUGAGUAUAAUAAAAUAUAAUAUAAAGAAAUGUGCAUGCAUUGUGCAACUAAAAACACAUAAAAAUAGUAGUAGCAGUGAAACUGGCUAUAUUGUACAAGGAAUGUGAGGCACACUGUAACGUAUUGUCCACAGUAUACACACACAAACACACAAAGACACAUGUACAUGCCUCCUCUUAAGCAUAUGGAUGUCACAGAGAUUUGCGGUGCUAUCUCUCCCUAAAGAAACACUCGAAAAAGGUUUUCAUCGUGCGCUGACCUGUUGCCUGGAAGACGCGAUUGAGGUGUUGUGGUUAAAUACUGGCCUACGAUUUGUAGACCUGUUUAAAAGUGAAGGAUGUUGCCUUUUUAUCAGAAAUGAUCCGACCCAAGCUUUUUAGCAGUUUUUAGUAAUAGCCCACUUAAUAAUCACAACACAUACUUUUGGCUCGAUAGUGUAACCUCCACUUGAAUGAAGAGAUUAGCUAAAAAUCCACCUAAAUUUGACAUCUGUAGCUAAGGCAUGUUGACACACCCCAACACACACCCCCACACAUGCACACAUAUUUGGCAGUGAUGCAGGGAAAAGUGAUCAGGUCAGGGGUAUUGAAUGGCUUGUGCAAGAAUCUCCCCAGAGUGAUAUGGGUGUUAGAUUUCACAAUGCAAGACUUUUAGACUUUUACAGUAUUGUUGCGAAUACAGAGAAAAAAAUAUUUUCAAAAAAAAAAAAAAAGAGGAAGUGAAAGAGUGUCCAAAAUAAUACAGGAUGCCUCAUCGUGCACAGUUAAUGUGAUAUCUUUUGGGCACUGUAAACAUCUGAUUUUAUGACCAUUGUAAUUUAGCGCUGGACAGCUGCAGGACUGCUGGGCUUAUUUGUGCAUUAUUGUGCCGUAAAGGGCACAGCUCUGAUUUGUUUUCUGGACUUAAGUUAAACCCAGAGCUCCCGGUAGCUUACCAGAUUUAAGUCUUGUGGUUGAAAUAGCAACAGAAGUCUUGGACUCCAAGGAAAAUAAAGAGCUGGGCAUAAAAAUUACCAGCGAGUGUCUUUUGGAAGGUUGCCCCUCUCCCCACCCAUGUCUCCAGCCUCUGUCCUGAGUUUGCUUCCAUUAUAAACAAUGUCUUUCCCAUGUAGCUUUGGGAAAACAUUGAAGAAAAAAAAGGAACAGAGGGGAAAAAACAAAAUAUUUGAGGCUUAAUAAAUGGGCAUAAAGACAUGAGGUGAAGAGGGAUACAAACUUGCUCGCAGGCUGAGAGUAAAACGAUGUAUUUGAUCUCACUGUGAGACAAAACGCAGAGAGAAGACAGGUUUAGUAAGAUUAGUAAAUUAAAUUAAUAAUGUAAGAAAGUAUGUAAAAACAAAUGCACUCUGUAUUUUAAUGCACUGUUUAUUUUUUCUUACCUACUGACAAUUCUAUUGGUUGAAUAGCUCAUACCACUGCCAUAAAAACAGUAUGUUUAUGUUGUUGGUGCAAUAUUUCCUGCUUGGUCAAAAAAAAGUGCAUGCUUUAAUAUAUUGAGAUGAAAAAUAUUGUGGUACUUAACUGAUCUUGUUUGUUAAUCUUUUCUGUUGUACUUUUGUUUUUCUUUUUUGCCAUGUGACUCAAAGCAGUUUUUCCAAAGCAACAACUUGGAGGAGCAAAGCAGAACAAGAGAGCUAACAGGGAGGAGCCGCUGGGAGUUUAGGGUAGAGCUGUGUUUAUUCUCUGCUCUGGGGGAGCAAGAAAGUGUCAUGUUGAGGGGGUGGGGGGUGAGGGUGCACACGCAGUAUAAAGCUGGAUGAGGCUCACUGCAAAUGGACACAGACCCACAGGACACUCCUCCUCCUCCUCUUUCUCCUCUAGUGUGUGCACAGAGAGCAACAUUCAACCAUGUGCUUCUCCAGUUUAGGGGAGGAAGCACAUUUUGCUUACCUUUGGUCAGCUCUUGCAAAAUGCUCCCUUUUCCAGCUGUGUUCAUUCUAUAAUACAGACCUCUUUUUCCUUAGCUUCACCUUCCUCCCUCCCUUCCUCGCUGUGCAGGUGAGGUGUUUGAUGUGCUAUUCUGAGGGACUGGGAGCGAAAUGGAGGUUGAGGAAGGGGGCAGAGGCUGUGGGUCACGCCAACCCCAGUCCGAUAUCAACAAUGCACCCUCGGCUCAACUAUUGUCUAAUAUGAGAAAUGGCCAACAGCUGAGACGCUUAACAAGCUCUGCUGAAGCUUCCCUUAAACAAUGCCGGUUGGAAGCCGCUAUCGCACUUAAUCCUUUUUCUUUGGCUGUCACCUAAUGUGUCACAUUUCCUUUAUCCUGAGAGGAAAAAGAAGCACUGAUGGAUAUGUUUGGUUGUUAUACACACAUCGAGACAGAUGUUCAUUGCACAAAUACAGUAUGAUGAUGUAAAUGUGUAAAAUACACUGUUGCUGUUCUGAUGUUGUUGCAAUGUAACAUACAGUAUACAUUUGUUGAAAAAAAAAAAAAAAGAGAUGGUUAUCACAGACACAUUGUACUUUGUGGAUGCAAAAUCUUUCAUGCUUUCCAUGCAGAUACAGACGCUGUUUCUUAAUUGUCUUCUGAUAUAAAUAUGGGCCAAUACUGCUGUGACAGCUGUAGCCAAUGUUGUAUGUUCCUAAAGCACAGGUUUUAGUUUCAAAAUAAUUCAUAUAUUAAAAUAUAGUGUGACAGUGCAGAUACUGUAUGCAGAAGAUUGUAAUGUUUUAUAUUAACCUUCAUAAAAUAUUAAAGUGAGUUUUUACUUUUCUAAUAAAGUGGCACAUCAGAAAGUG
Molecule: messenger RNA, 5424 nt
Organism: Oreochromis aureus
Lineage: Eukaryota; Metazoa; Chordata; Actinopteri; Cichliformes; Cichlidae
Exons: 10
Coding region: 582-2231 (549 amino acids)
Biological process (GO): B cell receptor signaling pathway; intracellular signal transduction; negative regulation of T cell activation
Cellular component (GO): membrane raft; plasma membrane
Source: RefSeq, a predicted model, not a curated record